AUGAAGGAAGAAACUCCCAGAGAGACCCCCGAAGAGUCGCGCGGCGACGAGAGCCAGCACUCGGCCUCGAAGUCGGCGAAUAACCAGACGGCUAAGGAUCGCAAAUGCCAAUACUGCAACCAGUCGUUUACAUCCUCAUCCCUCGGCCGCCACCUUGAUCAGUUCCUUUUCAAGAAGAAGCCCGACGGCGUCCACAACGUUGAGGAGAUUCGGCGCAUCCGUAGUGGGAUCACACGUCGACAGGCUCGCACGAGCUCUGGCAAGCAUGACGGAAGCCCCGAUCACGAUCUGAGCAAGAGCUCCACAGAACCUUAUCCAUCGGGAGAACCGAGCACGAAGUCACGGGAAGCUCCCGUGCGUAUGAUGUUCAACACACCUACCUGGCACGCAACUGGUGUCAUCAACGACAUCCCCAAUCCGAGUCGGGCUCUGGAUGGACCUCGGGCUGCGCCGGCACCCGCGCGGACGGAAUCGCUGCAGCUACCGGACUACGCAAGCCGGGGUGCUACGGCGAACAAUCCGGAUACAAUGAAGGCGCUCGAGCUGGCAUUACGCGAGGUACUAGACAAUAUCAAGGCUGCAACUGCUGUUUCGGGCUUCCGACCUCGGCCAUCUCCUUUCGACUUCGAUCUUCAAGCCCAGACAUUCCCAUCUCUGUGUCUUCAUCUUCUCCCUCCCCCUCCGAGCCUAUUUGCGGCCCACCCGUUUUCUUCUCCUACAUCAUUCCCGAUUCAAGCACCGGGCGCGGAACACUUAGAUAUCGUCCGGCAAGCACUUCGUUCCAAGAUCGCACAAUGGCAGUCUGAUCAGCUCACCGCAGACCCCGCAUCCCACCCAAAAUACCCAAGCGGCGGCAUGGACAAUGCAAUGGUCUAUCGUACGGCCCAGCAGCAUGAGGAAAUCAGUUUCAGGCACCUGGACCUGGCGUUCAAUCAUUGGAGUACACUUCCUCUAGAGGCCCGUCGCGAAGCAUGGUCACUGGAAAUUAUGCGUGCCUUUUCCCGCGAAGCUGAGAGACGCAGGUCUUCUGAUGAGCAGCUUGCGAGGGUCCAGCAGGAAGCGAAUCAGUUGCGUGCCCAAGUUGAGCGUCUUGGGGCUUGCCAAUGGCCUCGUGAGUUCGCUUUAUUCCCACCAGACAUGCUUCCUCUGUCCCGGGACAUAACCCGAGAACUUGACGCAAAAGAGAGCCACAUCAGCCCCGACUCGGCACGAUGGGAUUAUGAUAACGUUGUUGCCAAGUGGAAGCGUGUUGUUAUGCAUGACAAGGGUAUGGGCCGCAUUGGAGUGGGCUAUGGGAUAAACGCAGGCGGCUUCAUGGAAUCAGAUAAUAGUCGACGCCAGAGCCCUGACGCUCGUCCUCCACGGCCAGGCGAGGAUACAUCAUCUCACCCAAAUCGGUUGCGUCCUAUGCAGGCUCCUGUCGCGAUGAGUCCUGAUCCCGCAAACACAUCCACCCCAGCCUCCUCCACGAAUUACGCUUCUCCUUACUCUCAUGCCGACCCCCGCAGUCCACCGGGUGGUAGUGGUCCGGGUCAGCAAAAUAAACGCCCGAGGCUGAUGAAUGGAUCGGACGGUCCAAAUGCACCAUCCGCCGAGCCACCGGCCAACAGGCCUCCUUGGCACUCUUCCACACCGAUCCUCUCCAAUUUGGCUGCGCCUUCCAAUCAGACGCCGCCGUCUUCUUCUCGAGGCUAG
Molecule: messenger RNA, 1695 nt
Organism: Penicillium atrosanguineum
Lineage: Eukaryota; Fungi; Ascomycota; Eurotiomycetes; Eurotiales; Aspergillaceae
Exons: 2
Coding region: 1-1695 (564 amino acids)
Source: RefSeq, a predicted model, not a curated record